GGGUGCGAUGUGUUCGUCAAGCUCCGGUGCUUAGAUGAGGCAGGGGACGCUGCGAUAUAGAAAGGCUGCUUGCAAAUUGUGGACAAUCCUUCGUGCUCCACCAUUCAGAUUCUGCCCGUCGGUGAGGCAUGGUCCUGCUGCCGACAUACACCGACAUACAAAAUGUGCAGUCACCGCGCGACCGAAGUUGUAAUGGUCAUUGCGGCCGAUACGAUAUCGCCCGCCUAGCUCAAUCGGAUAGAGCGUCAGACUCUUAUAAGUCUAGGAGGGCAUCUGAAGGCUGCGAGUUCGACCCUCGCGGUGGGCUAUACGUUUUUGAUGGUUUCUUUUUGCUUGCAACAGUCUUUCUGCUCUGUAGACCUCAUCCACUUGGUCCGACAUUGCCAUAAAACAUGAUUGAGCAUGGACAUGGGCAUUGCGCCUGCUUACGCUCAUGUCGUUUCUCCUUCAUCAUGCACAUUGGCGGAAUUAGCCGAUGUUUCCGCCAUGCAACGCCAGCAGGCUGACUGAUUUGCAGCCAG
Schizophyllum commune H4-8 is the source of this 521-nucleotide messenger RNA. RefSeq lists its product as uncharacterized. Lineage: Eukaryota; Fungi; Basidiomycota; Agaricomycetes; Agaricales; Schizophyllaceae. The record is from RefSeq and is a predicted model, not a curated record. The coding region runs from base 129 to 389 and encodes 86 amino acids. The transcript has a single exon.